Messenger RNA from Heterocephalus glaber (naked mole-rat), 1972 nucleotides. Lineage: Eukaryota; Metazoa; Chordata; Mammalia; Rodentia; Bathyergidae. The record is from RefSeq and is a predicted model, not a curated record.
UUCCUGGAAUCUCAGCACUGUGAGACCCUGUCUUAGAAUAAAAAAUAAGAAGCUGGGCUUACACAGUAUGGCCGGUGACAUUAGCUAGCGCUCGCUCUACUCUCUCUAAUGGGAAAGCAGCAGACUACAAGAGACUGAACUAUAUCUGCAUCUAUUUCCAAACAGACUCACAUUCAACUUUCGUUCAAAGAAAAAAGCCGGGAAAAUUUUAUUAGUCCUUUUUUUAAAAAAAGUUAAUACAGAAUUAUAGCAAAAAAAGGAACCUGAACUUCAUAGCAACACAGCUGGAACAAUCUGCAGUGGCAGUGGCAGCGGCGGGAGAAGAGAUUUAAUUUAGUUGAUUUUCUAUGAUUGUUGGUUGUUCACUAGUCUCACGGUGAUGGAAGCUGCAUAUUUUUUCGAAGGGACCAAGAAGCUGCUGGAGGUUUGGUUCUCCUGUCAGCAACCCGACGCCAGCCAGGGAUCUGGGGAUCUUCGCACUAUCCCGAGAUCUGAGUGGCAUGUACUUUUGAAGGAUGUGCAAUGUUCUAUCAUAAGUGUGACAAAAACCUGACAAGCAAGAAGCUUAUGUACUCAGAGUAGCAUGUUUGUCUCCAAGAGACAUUUCAUUUUGAAGACAUGUGGUACCACCCUCUUACUGAAAGCACUGGUUCCCCUGUUGAAGCUUGCUAGGGAUUACAGUGGGUUUGACUCGAUUCAAAGCUUCGUUUAUUCUCAUAAGUAUUUCGUGAAGCCUUCUCACCAAGGGUACCCACACCGGAAUUUCCAGGAAGAAAUAGAGUUUCUUAAUGCAAUUUUCCCAAAUGGAGGAGCAGCAUAUUGUAUGGGACGUAUGAAUUCUGACUGUUGGUACUUGUAUACUUUGGAUUUCCCAGAGAGUCAAGUAAUCAGUCAGCCAGAUCAGACCCUGGAAAUUCUGAUGAGCGAGCUUGACCCGGGAGUUAUGGACCAGUUCUACAUGAAAGAUGGUGUUACUACAAAGGAUGUCACUCGUGAGAGUGGAAUUCGUGACCUGAUACCAGGUUCUGUCAUUGAUGCCACACUGUUCAAUCCUUGUGGGUAUUCAAUGAAUGGAAUGAAAUCGGAUGGAACUUAUUGGACUAUUCACAUCACUCCAGAACCAGAGUUUUCUUAUGUUAGCUUUGAAACAAACUUAAGUCAGACCUCCUAUGAUGACCUGAUCAGGAAAGUUGUGGAAGUCUUCAAGCCAGGAAAAUUUGUGACCACCUUGUUUGUUAAUCAGAGUUCUAAAUGUCGUACAGUGCUUUCUUCACCGCAGAAGAUUGAAGGUUUUAAAUGUCUUGAUUGCCAGAGUGCUAUGUUCAGUGAUUACAAUUUUGUUUUUACCAGUUUUGCCAAGAAGCAGCAGCAACAGCAGAGUUGAUUAAGAAAAAUGAAGAAAAAACACAAAAAGAGAACACACAUAGAAGAUGGUGGCUGCUUUCUAGAUGUUGAUACCAGGGGCUAUGCUUUCCAUAACCACCACCUUGUAGUUUCAGAAAGCCCUAGAUGUAAUGAUAGUGUAAUCAUUUUGAAGUGUAUGCAUUAUUAUAUCAAGGAGUUAGAUAUCUUGCAUGAAUGCUCUCUUCUGUGUUUAGGUAUUCUAUGCCACUCUUGCUGUGAAAUUGAAGUGCAUGUAGAAAAAUUUUACUGUAUGAAACUUUACAAACACUUGUGAAAAUAAUUCAAUUUGGUUCAUGCACAGUGUAAUAUUUCUGCAGGUAUCGUCCAAGACUCCCCGCAGACAAGGCUUUUGUCUUCAUUGGGUGUUGGCCUCAGCCUAAUAAUCUGGGACUUUUCUGUUAAAUUGCUGCCAGGAUUUUACAUCCAGUUACCUCCACUUUCUAGAACAUAUUCUCUAGUAAUAUUAUUGAAACCAGUUUCUACUUGAUAAAAAUGUUUUUGCAGCAGCGAUUAAAGUUUUUCUUCCAUGAGUCAAAAAAAAAAAAAAGUCUGGACAUAUUGGCACACA